AUGGAACCUGCAAAGGAGGAUACAGCUCCGGCUGUGGAAGUUCCGAAACUAGAUGACGAGAAGGCAGUAGUCGAACCACCACCAAGCACAGAACCAACGGCUGAACUGUCGUCCUUUGCUGACACGCUUCCUCUAUCCGCUGCAGAUGGUCUUGUUAAAACACUCUUUCCCCGGCCUCUUGACCACUGCACGCCCUCACCUCCCGCUGAACUGACCCCCGAACAGCAAACAAAAUACAAUACUCUCUUGAAAACUGUUUCUGAGUGGACAACGGUUCAGACUACUUCCGCCAAAAACUCGCCAACGGCACCUGUUACAGAUGAUGAACGUAUGUUCCUCACUCGCGAAUGCCUGCUUCGCUACCUUCGUGCUACGAAAUGGAACCUGGCCGAUGCUACACAACGCCUUCAGGCAACAUUGACAUGGCGGCGAGAAUAUGGUGUAAAGGAGCACACCCCGGAGUACAUCUCCGUGGAGAAUGAAACUGGGAAACAAGUGAUUCUUGGCUUUGAUAAUAGCGGUAGACCGUGCCUUUAUUUGAACCCAGCCCAGCAGAACACUGAACACAGUGAUCGCCAAAUCCAACACCUUGUCUUCAUGAUUGAGCGGGUGAUUGAUUUGAUGGGACCCGACCAAGAGUCGCUUGCUUUGCUAGUCAACUUUAAGCAGACGCGAUCUGGACAAAAUGCGACUAUCGGUCAAGGUAGACAGACGCUGAAUAUUCUCCAGAACCACUACCCGGAACGCUUGGGCAGGGCCAUGGUGAUCAACAUGCCACUUGUUAUUCUAGGAUUCAUGAAGUUAAUUACGCCGUUCAUCGAUCCUCAAACAAGAGAAAAGCUUAAGUUUAACGAGGAUCUUCGAUUGCAUGUUCCUCCGGCUCAUCUGUGGAAGGCUGUUAAUGGUGAUGUUGAAUUUGAGUAUGAUCAUUCACUUUAUUGGCCCGCACUCAACGCCUUAGCUGCUCAACGCCGUGAGGAGUACCACAGCAAGUGGGUGGCGGGUGGUAAACUUGUUGGCGAGCACGAAAACUACCUCAAAGGCGGACUCGGAAAAAGCCGUUCAGAGACAGAGGCCGCAAACUCAGUUGAGGUUGAGGAGAAAUUGGAGCAAUUGGAGGUUAGCGCUCCAGUUAUACCGAACCAAGCGAUAGUGGCAUGA
Ophidiomyces ophidiicola is the source of this 1161-nucleotide messenger RNA. RefSeq names its product Phosphatidylinositol transfer protein (PITP) (gene PDR16). The record is from RefSeq and is a predicted model, not a curated record. Lineage: Eukaryota; Fungi; Ascomycota; Eurotiomycetes; Onygenales; Onygenaceae. Gene Ontology annotation, molecular function: phosphatidylinositol transfer activity. The transcript has 2 exons. Bases 1 to 1161 code for a protein of 386 amino acids.